Molecule: messenger RNA, 1616 nt
Organism: Coccinella septempunctata (seven-spotted ladybird)
Lineage: Eukaryota; Metazoa; Arthropoda; Insecta; Coleoptera; Coccinellidae
Exons: 4
Coding region: 413-1201 (262 amino acids)
Source: RefSeq, a predicted model, not a curated record
AUUUUGUUGAUGUAAUGUAAUAAAACUUCAUUAAACAAGAGCAUACUUCACUUUUGUUUUGACAGUUCGUCACCGAAAGUUAGUGUACAUACUAAUUAUUUUUUUACAAAAAUGUGCAAGAUGAGUUGUAGCAAUCUCAGUAGAAAAAUUUUGCUCAGUAAAAUGGCCAAAGCUUACUCUUAAGCGUAUCCCGACCAAAUUUAUACUUACUUAAUAUCUAUAGUUCAUAAUAUAUACCAAGCAUAACAAAGCCGCCUUUUUCUACUCUAUAAAAAUCAGUCUUCUAUUCGAUAAUUACCAGUUUUUUAUAUAGUAUUUAUUCCGAAAGAUGUUCAACUGAUCGGUUCUGAAGGAAUUGCAUACUUUUUCUGGCUCAUUUUUUAUUUGAACGGGAUAAAAUAUAGAUUUGGUCAUGGCUGCUUCUGAGGGAAGAUCACUGUCUGCUGCCGUAUCCAUACCACAGUGGAUGAAGAAUAAAAUGAACAAGUUCGAUUUCGAACAAAGCGCCUUCUCACCAACCGAAAUAGACGACAGCUACCUGUUGUAUUAUCGUUAUCCAAGAGAGGAGGCAAAAGAGAACAACAACUCGACCAUCAAGAAAGUGGACGCGUCUAAGUACACCUUACCCUGUCAGAAGUACCUGAGCAAUGGAAACGAUUGCGCAACAGCGCAACGUGUAGUGUACCCCAUCCAGGCGAAAACAAAAUCCAGCGGUGUCGAUGACGGCUUCAAAGGAGAAGCCGCCAAAUGCGGCAGCUCCAUCAUCAGUUUGGCCAACAUGAUGGUCUCCGGUAAGAUUGUGAGAGGGUUCGACGUUGCACCCGAAGGGCAGAACCCCGCGGACAAACCGCCCCAAGGUUUCGACCCCAUGAUGCGAAGGGGAAGCAAAUCUCUACCUGCUUCUCCUCUGGGCUCGCCCAGGGAGUCGCCGAAAGCACGCAAGAAAUACAACAAAUAUUUCACGGGUGCUUUCGUCGAUUCGGACGCCAAACACCAGGGCAGCUGGAUUCUGUCGAACUUGCUCGCUAAAAGGGAAACCGUCUCGCAGUCUUGCGAUCUGAUCGCGGAAGAAGAAAGCGAGGAUACAAAGAGCCUUCACCCGGAAGAAUUCAUAAAGCCUGUGAUGAAGAAGAAGUCGACACUCGUGCCAAAACCAUCUGAAUUGAGGGAGAUGAAUUUCUGGUCACCAACUUCUAUGUAAAGAUAUUCGUUUUUAACACAGUUCACAAUUUUUGGUUAUCAUGUCGACAAAGCACCAUGUGUUAAGUUAAGAACCAAUUUUGUAACUUGUUAAAUUUUUCAACAAUGACGAAUCAUAUUUGUUUAUAGAACUUUUUUCAAGACUACUCAUGAAUAUCUCGAUUUGUGUUUUAUCCUUGCAAUGAUUAAUAAGUUGGUUGAAUGCAAUUUCUAGAAAUUUUGUAAAUAUGUUUUCUUAACAUUAGUUUUUCCCAGAUUUCUCUCAGUAUUUAGGUUAUGAACAUCUUUUCUGAUUGUAACCUACUUUUUUCUGAUCUUUUUAUUUAUUUUUUUUUUGGUAAUCAUCUGAUUAGUAGAUUUAAGGAUGUGUAGGUGCGAAAUCAUUUAAUAAAUAAAAAUAAUCUUAUUUUAUGUGA